Molecule: messenger RNA, 390 nt
Organism: Thlaspi arvense
Lineage: Eukaryota; Viridiplantae; Streptophyta; Magnoliopsida; Brassicales; Brassicaceae
Source: the annotation of a GenBank genome assembly
AUGGAACACAUAGAAUUUGCUAUCCUUGAAUGUUUGAAGUAUGACCAAGGAGAGGGGUCUUCUAAAGAUUUUCCAGAUAUGCAUAGUCUUAUCAUGCACACCUACGACUCAGAUAAACCUAACUUGCUUGUGGAUCAUUUGGGCUUGCACAAAGCUUUGUGUGUUCUUAUGGGCUGGAGCUAUUCAAAGGCUCCUGAUAAUUUGAAGGCAUAUCAGCUAUUAUCUGCUGAUGAAGCAGCAGCAAACCGGGAUGAUUUGAUUAUAUGGCCUCCCAUGGUGAUUAUUCAUAACACGAACACAGGAAAAGGUAGAGAUGGACGCAUGGAAGGUUUGGGGAACAAAGUAAUGGAUAUUAAGCUUAGAGGUAUAGCACAGCCCCUUUGUCCUUAG